Molecule: messenger RNA, 756 nt
Organism: Dermacentor silvarum
Lineage: Eukaryota; Metazoa; Arthropoda; Arachnida; Ixodida; Ixodidae
Exons: 4
Coding region: 349-747 (132 amino acids)
Source: RefSeq, a predicted model, not a curated record
GUUAAGUGGUUUGACGUUACGCUGCUAAUUACGAGGUCGCGGUAUCAAAUCGCUCCCGUGUCGGACGCAUUUCCAUGGGGGCAAAAGGCAAAAAUUCCAUGUACAGCCGUGAUUUGAGUGUGCGCUAUUGAACCAAGGGGAUCAAAAUAUUCCUGAAUGGGGUUAAUGUGGCAGGCUACAAUGUGCCGCCUAAUCGGAUCGCGGUUUUGGCAAGUAAAAUCCGAGAAUUUAUUUCUGUAAUGCAUAGCUAGGACGAACGUUCCGUGAGUGGUACGUAAAGCACCAAAUUUUGAGUAAAAUAAUUACAGGAACUUUUCUUGCUUUAUUCUAUUUUAGUAUGGACCGGACAUGAUGUGGGACCUCUUCUAUGAGAAGUCUGCAGUGCAGCUGGUGUACCGAAUGUGGAGGUUGAUGUACAAUCAUAAGACCGUCAAUAUGGACACGCAGCUGAGACUCGGCUACAUAAAGUUUAUCAGCGAAGAGAUGAUUUUCUUCAUAACUGCAGCUAACGGUCUUUGCUACACUGCGAACCCCAAGUUUGCCUCUAAGAAAGAGCAAGAACUAGCCCCAAAAAGGGUGAAUUCUGUGCUUUAUAGCAAGCUCCUGGGCCAAAGCAUGCUGUGCAGUGAAAAGCGAGAAGUUUACAAACCACCGUGCCGGGGUCUCUUCCAAGAACUUGAGCGUGUUGACGAAGGUUUGUGGACCGUAGAAAGAUGGCGGAAUGCCAAGAAAGUCAUACUGGAAUAAAACAAUGGU